This is a messenger RNA of Brassica rapa (field mustard), 3517 nucleotides long. RefSeq lists its product as uncharacterized. The record is from RefSeq and is a predicted model, not a curated record. Lineage: Eukaryota; Viridiplantae; Streptophyta; Magnoliopsida; Brassicales; Brassicaceae.
AGUAAGUAACUAACAAUCUCUUACCCGUUUUCUGUUCUGUCUUCUCCGUCUCCCUGUUCUGUACCAGGGCCAUCAGGAGGAAAAAAAUUUAAAAUGAAAACCCAAAAAAGGAGGGAAAUUUCUAAAUAUGGAGUAAACCUAAAAUCUAAUUGUUUUUGAGUGGCUAUUGUUUCACAUGUAACUUGACCUCUCCUCUUCAUCCAUUUACGCUUCUUCCAUUAAUCUCUGAAUUUUUUUUUAUUGACUAAACAGUUUACAUUUUGAACCGCCAUAGAAAGCUUUAGACUUCUUUUUUUUUUCUCAGUUUUUCAUCGUUGAUCGAAAACAUGGGAAUCAAUACCAAAGAUAUCGGAACUCUCGUCUGGAAAAUUCUCAGAAUCACCAAGAAAAAUAUUUACACAUGCGUAAGAAAAUACCCAGUUAUCUCUGGUGUUUCUGCCUCCACCUUCCUCUUAUACACUUUCCUCCCUCGUCUUUUCUAUUUCAUCAUCUGCUCUUCUCCGUUCAUCGCAUGUUCUGUGUUUUAUCUUCGAAAACAUCUAAGAUCCAAGCCUUCGAAGAUCGAAACUAUCAACACGGCUAAUGCGUUACCACCGUUUUCCCCAGAGGGUUCUGAGCGAGGAACAAGGAGAGCUGACUUAAAGCACCAACGAAGCGUUAGACGAAACGCGAGAAGGAAAGUUGAGGAGGUUGGCAAAGACUGGGACUCUUCUCAGGCUAGCGAGGAUGAGAGAGACCAAGUCAUUUUAACAACUCUCUAUGGUGAAUUCCCCAACCCUCAAAAAUUUAAGAAAGAUAAAGCCUUCCUUGCGUCGCAAGAAUUCUCAUUUGAGCCUAACCUAGACGAAGAAAAGAGAGACAAAGCCUUUCUUGCGUCGCAAGAAUACUCCUCUGAGCCUAACCUAAACGAAGUAAAUGUUUCCGUUUUACAUCCAUAUGAGAGGCUAACGAGCGGAGGUGGUGAAACUGAAGUUGAGUGCUCAUCAUCAUCAUCAUCAUCAUCAGAAGGAGAAGAAAAAGAAUCUUUCCCUAAAGACACCAAGAUCAUAGCUUGGACCGACGAUGAUCAGAAGAAUCUAUUGGAUCUUGGAAACUCUGAGAUGGAACGUAACAAGAGAUUAGAGCAUUUGAUUACUAGAAGAAGAACGAGGAGACAAGUCUUACUUGCAGCAGAGAGAAGCCUAAUGGAUAUGGAAGUUCCUCCUGUUUGUGUUGGAAGAAACUACUUCGGUUUGGAUCAUGAUGAAAACUAUAUGAUUGAUGGGCUUCAAAUGCCUGAAUCUGCACCUUCUGUGUUACUACCAACAAAGAACCCAUUUGAUCUUCCUUAUGGUCCUCAAGAGGAGAAGCCUAACCUCUCAGGUGAUAGCUUUCAUCAAGAGUUUUCUGAAGCUAACCCUAACCCUAGUGAGAGCUUCUUCAGCCACCAUGAGAGCUUUUGCCGCAGAAACUUUCCUCCAUCAGAGGUUGACUCGAGAUUGGAACAGUGGAAAAAGUCAACUGAUGGUUUGCUUAGACCACAACAAGGUAGUGAUGAUGAUGGUUUGGUUGGGAAGAAACAACCUCUAACAAUAGCAGAAACAAAAGAUAUGGAGACAGAACACAGGGCAGAGACUGUUGUGGGUGAUUUAAACACAUUGCUUUCUCCUCAAGAAAGGUUAAUAACGGAUACCAACGUCUUAGAUCAAGUAGAUUCUUCUGAAAUUUCUGUAAAACCAAAUGGUGAUCAACCUGUUGGAAAUGCUUUAAAGGGUGUGAUUCGUAGAAACACUGUGACACGUUCGACUUCAUUAGCACCAGAAAGGCAAAUAUACAUGGAACAUUUUGGUUACAGCACAGUGAAAGGACAUAAGGUGACUAAAUCUGGGGAAUCUGAUCUUCAAGUUGAGUUUUCUGAAGUGGGAUCACCUCCCACUACAGUUGAUUGGAACCAUUCUGAUGAUGAUGAUGAGAAGUCACUCUUUGUCAACGAGUCAGACACAGGUAAGGAAACAGUGUUUAGUGGCGAGGUAAAUGAGGCUAAAGAGAAUAGUCUUGUGGAUGGAGCUGCAGAAUCUCAAAUGUUACCAGUGGAGAAACUUGAUCAAGAUUUCAAUAUGAGUUCUCAAGAAAGUGAUGCAGCCAAACAAUUUGAGGAAGAGGAGAGAUCAAAAGCCAUACAGGCCACAGUUCCUCACACCAAUGAAGUUAUACUAGAGGAACCACCUGAACAUCUCACAAACUCGGUGGAUGAGAUGAAGAUGAGUUAUGAGUCUGAUGAACCUGGACCCUCUGAGAGAAGAGCCAAUCAAGAGAUGCAAGAGAUAGUGGAACCAGAAGCUUCAGUUGUGAAUCAAGUCACCUCUGAUGAAUCUGAUACUUCACCAACAUCUGUGUUACCAGACAUAUCGUCACCAUUAGGCCAGACUUUGACUGUAACCUCUGAGGAUUUGGAACUUUCAUCAGCUAGUCAACAGGGAGCUGUGAUUCACGAUCAGGAAUUAUCACUGAGUUCAUUAGAUGGUGAUAGGAACAGUAUAGAAACAGAGGUCAGCCCUAUGUAGUGGGCUGCCUAAAGCAAAAUAAAAGUUUUUUGGUCCAUAAAUUUAAUCACAAAAACAAUGCUGCUACUUAAACAUUUGACCUGAAGUUUAUCAAAACUACAAAUGAUGAUCUAUUUGUAAAUAUUUUUGGCAUUUAAAAGUUGAUGUUUCAUCAAGUAUAUUCCAGAAUCAGCACACUAGAAGUUAGUUUCAAAGGCUGUCAUGUGCACUUGAACUGAAAUGUUGCUUACAGAAGAAUGAACUGUGUUCUCUAAAGCAGGAACAAUUUGAGUCAAGUGAGUAAACUGCACAAGAAGAUUAUAUACUUCACAUGUCAUUAUCCCUGUAAUCCAUCCUAAGAGUUUCUUAAUCAUAUUUUAUUAUAUUUUCUUAAAAAUAUUGAUAUCGUUUGCAAUAGUUGUUACAAGAAGGAACACAAAACAAUGAUCUUGGUUUGCUAGGAUCAAUUGGAAAUGUCACUAUUUGUUUUUUUUGGUGGUUUAAACCUAGACCUAGUUAGUUAGUUCUCUCACGAUGAUGCAGGUGUAUUAUCCAUACCGAUUAUUCUGGUUGACUUAAAACACUAUCAUUUUAUUUUUUAUCUCAACUUUAUCUGCUUGUUUAAAUUGCUUCAUUCUGUAUUAUCUUUUCCUUGAUUAUUUGUGUAUUUAAACAUGUGGAUAAUUGAUGUAAAAAACAUGUGGAUAAUUGAUGUAAACUGAACAAACUCUUAUCCAUGUUCAAAAGUAUAUAUAUAUAAAAACUAAUAUAUAUUUUGUAGUGAAAUUCGGUGUUAGAUCCAAUAAAUCCUCGUUGUUGAAAUAUAAAUUUCUUUUUAGAAUGAUAUUAUCUUGAUAUCAAAACAAAUGCAAAGAAGAACUAUCUUAAACACAAGCAGAUUUAUCCACCGUAUUUAUCUAAAGUAGUUUCAAGUCAACCAAAAAAUCGGGUCUAACAAAGAUUUAUGGGGGAAAAUCAUAGUUUAUCCAAAACAC